Cotesia glomerata is the source of this 5443-nucleotide messenger RNA. RefSeq names its product RNA-binding protein Nova-1 (gene pasilla). NCBI's taxonomy places the organism in Eukaryota, Metazoa, Arthropoda, Insecta, Hymenoptera, Braconidae. Gene Ontology annotation, cellular component: nucleus; cytoplasm. The record is from RefSeq and is a predicted model, not a curated record. Bases 410 to 1651 code for a protein of 413 amino acids. Gene Ontology annotation, molecular function: mRNA binding. Gene Ontology annotation, biological process: regulation of alternative mRNA splicing, via spliceosome; mRNA splicing, via spliceosome. The transcript has 6 exons.
UCUUAAACUGCUGAUGGGCCUGCAGUACAAUUGCUCCCACUAGUUAAAUAGUGUGCUCCCGCGUUAGUUCAUAGUGACACACACACACACCAGUGCCCAGAGAAGCAAGAGCGAUAAAGAAAGAGACAGUGUUAGAGCGAGAGAGAAGUUUGGUCUGGGGGACGACGUAGCAAGAAGAAUUCUAUCGGUGUGGCAAGCAGUUCGUCCCUGGCAGUCGGUCUCAUCACGUCCCGUCCCGUUUUUUUCACACACACAUACAUAUAUUAUACAUAACACAUCACACAACAUACAUAAUCACUUCGGACUACACGGACACCUGGCUGUUGUAUAUAUAGACAAGUUGACACAGUAAUAUACCAACGACGUACGCACGCACACUUGUUUUUUGUGUGCGCGCAAACUACUCAAGAUGGCCGCUGACUCGGGAAUGGAGACGUGUCCCUCCCCAGAAAUUGCGGACUCCAGGAAAAGGCCUCUUGACUGCGACGCAGAGAACGGAGCCACCAAGAGGUCACACUACGGAACAGCAGGAGGAGAUGGAAUGUACCAUCUUAAAGUACUUGUACCAGGGGUGGCUGCUGGGGCCAUCAUCGGGAAAGGUGGUGAGACUAUUGCCCAGCUGCAGAAAGACACAGAUGCUAGGGUUAAAAUGUCUAAAGCUCGAGAUUUUUAUCCAGGUACCUCGGAACGUGUGUGUCUGAUAACUGGAAGCGUUGAUUCCAUAAUGGCUGUAAUGGAUUUUAUAAUGGAAAAAAUUCGUGAAAAACCUGAUUUGACGUCCAAGAUAACAGUGGACUUUGACUCUGGCAAAGCAACUGCUGAGAGAGACAAGCAGGUAAAGAUACUAGUACCAAAUAGCACGGCGGGAAUGAUUAUUGGCAAAGCAGGAAAUUAUAUAAAACAAAUAAAGGAAGACUCUGGAUCGUACGUGCAGAUAAGUCAAAAAGCUAAAGACUUAUCUCUUCAAGAACGUUGUAUCACAGUAAUAGGUGAAAAGGAAAACAAUCGUAGUGCAUUACUUAUGAUACUUGCUAAAAUUGCCGACGAUCCACAAAGUGGCACGUGCCUAAACGUCAGUUAUGCUGACGUAAGCGGCCCGGUAGCCAAUUACAAUCCUACAGGCAGCCCCUACGCUCAAGCACCUGGGACCGCACCCACGUACACAACUCCAGCUGGCCUCAAUACCGUGAGUCUGUUGAACGGUGCUGGUUUGAGUUUAAAUUUGAACCUAGGCGCUGCAAUAACGGCUGGUACAGCACCUGUAACGACUCAACUUCUCGAGCAUAUUAAAUUGAAUUUGAGAAGUACGGGUUUUUCUGAGGCAGCGGCAACUGAAAUUCUGACGGCGAUUGCAACAUUAGCCAAAUACAAUAUUCUGGGCAUGGGUAUUGGCGGUAUGCCAAGUGUGAGUUACCUGGGAAAUCCAAUUGACAGCACAACAUCGGCUAACGGGUCAAACAACAAUGGAGGAGUGUUUGGUCCAAUUGGUACGGUACCGACACUGGGAUCGACGUCGCCAACUCCAAGGAAUACGCUCGAGAGAUACGAGGCGUUUGAUCCAUUUCGACAGAACAACACUGCUGCUGGUGCCAUUCAUCUGAACAACAAUUCAUUCGGAUUGGGCACAAACCAAUUGUCACUCGAAAAAUAGCUUCACGGCAAGCAAUGCACGACGAGCAAGGAUGAUUCGGAAAAGGAGCUUUCUACUGCGUACCUGACAGUAAUCACAGUUUGAACAAUAAGGUCGAUAUUACACUCACAUACAAUCACUGUUGUGCUCGUGAUGUCAACGAGAAUGCCGAGAAGCUGGUUUUCCUUUAACGUACCGCGGAAGAUACGGUCCUCCUUGCAAGUAUUAGGUAAGCGUCAAAGAGAUGAGUUAUCAGACUAUAAAAAAAUUUUAAAAACAUAACAACAACAACCAACAACCAAUGCCUAAUUAAAUUCAAAAUUUAGUAAAAAAUAUUUAAAAAUAAUUCUCAUACGUUUAUUUGUUGUUUCGGAUAGUUUCUGUAACUUGUAGUGUGUUAUUGUGGUUUGUUUAUUAUUGUUAUUAUUAUUACUACUACCAUUGUUAAAUUUGAUUUUCAAUUACUCGCUUUACCUAUUCCACUGCCACGCAGAGUCUGUGCAUGUCUCUUUGGUGGUCCCAAUUAAAUGCAGUUACCGUAGAAAUAUUUUGUUAUGGAUUUAAACAAAACCCUUUAUGAAAACAUAUUCAAACAAACGUAAACUAUAUAGUUAGAAGAUUAAAAUAAAAUGAAAAAAAUGAAAAAAAAACAAAAAAACAAAAAAAAACAAAAAUAAUAAUAGUUACUAACUCUCCGGUUUACCUUGGCCUACUAAGGUAAUCUCUUUUGAAUGAAAGGAAUAAAUAGACUAUUGUAUAAACGUCUAAUGUGUAAAUGUAAACUUACAUUUCGCAUUUUAAAAAGUAAUAUAUAUAUAUAUAUAUAUAUAUAUAUAUAAAUAUAUAAUAUACACUACGAGUUGUUAAUUUAUAUGAAAAUUCCAAUAAAAUUAAAUGUGAUUUACUAGCCAAAUAAGUAAAUAGUUACUAUGUGUAAUCACAUUUAAUUUAAAGCGUCGAUUUUUUGUUUUUUAAUUAUUUAAUUAUUAUUAAAUAAUUAACGCCAGCACAUUCACCACGAUUUGUCGUAGAUAAUUACAUGUAACGUAUUUGCAUAUUAAAAAAAAAGAAGAAUAUAAAAUAAUAGUUAAUUGUACAUCGUAAAAUAUUAAUUAAAAUAGGUAAAUCAAGUGCAGAGUUUAAAAACAUUUACACGUUAUCUAGUUGUUUUCUUAUCUGUACUGUUAAUGGUUAAGAAAAUAAUUAGUAAUUGUGUAUGUGUAAAAUGGUCAUAUUAUGGUAAAACACUUGUAAUUUGUAGAAAAAAAAAAGUUAAAGUCGUAUCUUUCUUCAUGUCAUUAAUUAUUAAAAUCAUUAAUCGUUAAUGAUAAUAGCGGUAAUUAAUUAAUAAUUAUUGGCUAAUGAUAAUUAUGAAAAAUAAUAUAAAAGGACAAAAAAAAUCUAUAUAUAUAUAUAUAAAAAUAAAUAUAAAUAUAAAUAUAAUAAAUACAAUAGUUAUAGAUAAUUAAAUGCAAGAGAUGAAUUAAUAUAUUUGAAUUAAUAUUUUGCACGUUGGGCAAUGUUAUAAAUGAGUAGCAAUCAGGGAAAUGUAUUAGGAAUUGAAUUGAAAUCGAUUUUCAAUUUACAGUGAAAGAAAAUAAUAAUGAUAAUAAAGAGAUAAACAAAAUAUAUAAGAACGUGAUAAAAUGAAAAUAUUAAAUCAAUAAUAGUAACAAUAAUAAUUAUAGUAGCAAUAUAAAAUGAUAGAAAGAAAAAACAUAAACGUUAACAAUUAAAAUAAUAAUAAUAAAAAUAAAUAAUAACAAACAUCUUUUACCAUCUCAAGUGACAUUGUCACGUUACUUGGCUGUGUGUGCUAGGCUACAUCAUCUCUCAUGAAUAUAAUAAAUAAAUAAAUAAAUAAAUUCACCACUUUCUUACUCUACUAAUAUAACUAAAUUUUUAAAAAAACUUUAUUUGUCGAACAAUUAUAAACAUCUAUACAUAUAAUCGUCUUAAUAAGAGAGUUAAAUUUUGUAGCUUUUAGGAAUUAAAAUCAUUGUCAUUGUCAUCCAUCAUCAAUAAAUGUCAUUAUUUUUUUUCUUCACAACUAAUCACUUCCUGUUCUACACUAUCAUCAUUGUCAUUAUAUUUAUAUAUAUUAUUAUUGUAAUCAUCAUUAAUUAAUGUCAUAAGUCAUCACUUUUUUUCUUCCUGUAAUAUCCUUUUGUCGUCACCAAAUAAUUCGGAAUGUUCCAUCAACUGUGUCAUUGCAAGUUAUCAUUUAUCAAUAAAAUAUACACAAAAAAAAACGAAAACCGGAGAAAGAGAGAAAAUGUGAACGAUAAAGCAAGAGAGCGAGAGCGUGAUAUGUAAAAAGAAAACGAAAGAAAGGUAUAUUUAAUUAUUGUAAAUUAAAAAUAUAUGUGUCACUAUUAAUAUAUGAUCCAUCAAUUAUAUUCAGUGCCAUAAUAAGAGCACGUUUUUAUUCUUCCUCUUGAACGUGACUACAAUUGUUGUUAAAUUAGUUAACAGUGAUAUUAGCUGUUAAUAAUUAUAAAUAUUUAAUAAUAUAUAUGUAUAAAUACAUAUACACCAUAUUUAUAUUUUACAAUAAUCAGAUUUAUUUGUAUAGUUAUUAUAAAAUUUUUCAUCAUCAUUAAAAUGCAUUAGUCGAAAUUUAAAACAUAAUGGUGCUGAUGAAUUAAUUAAAUAAUUAAUUGAAGAAAAUAAUUAUUGAGAAAGGAUAGAAGAGAUUAAAUAUAUCUGUAUGUUGUGUAGAAAAGGUAUUAAUUUUUGUAUUUCAGAUUAUAUAUUUAUAGAUUUAUUUUAUUUUUUCAUGUUAUAAAUACAUAUUUUUUGUUUUCUUUUUCUUUUAUUUACUUGAAGAAUUUAUUUGACGGUUUGCAUAAUCACUGUUAAUUAAAAUAAUAUAUAUAUAUAUAUAUAAACACAAAAUAAAUUAAAUAACGAUUUAUUACACAUUGCAUUGCAUAUAAAAUAAUUGAAUGUUCACUAAUUGAAAAUGAAUUUAUAAUACACAUCGCACUUGUUGACAAUAGAAUUUAAUUAAAAGAGAUGUUCAAUUUUAUCGAACAAUAUAUAUAUAUAUAUUUAUAUAAAAAAAAAUUCAAGUUGAAAAAUUAUACAGUUUAAUUAAUUAAUUGAUAAUAGAUAUUUUUAUUUACAAUAUACAAUGGUAAAGAUUUGAAUUAUUGAUAUUUGAUAAAAAAAAAUUUUUUAUUAAUUUAUUGAGUCGCUUAUUUAUAAAAUUUAUUUUUAUUUUACGCACUUGCGAAUUUAAAUAUAAAUUUAUGAUUGCCGAACUCUAAAAGGGCGAUAAAAUCUAAAUUAAAUUUACAAAAAAAAUAUAUAUAUAUAUAUAUAUAUUGACACAGAAAGAGAGAGUGAGAAAAAAAAACUAACUAUAAAUAAAAGCCUAAGAUUCAUGUAGUCGCUGUGCAUCAAUUACAUCACUGUUAAUAAUAUUUGAAAUCGUUAAUGCAUCACUUUCAUUAAUUUUAAUAGUAUUAAUAAUUAUAAUAAAAAAUAAUUUAUCGAGAUAAAAUCAGUGCCGAUUAAAGAAGGCUAAGAAGUGUUCAGGCGGUAAAACCAAAUUAAUUAAAAUUAUUAAAAAAAAAACUAUAAAAAUAUUAAUAAUAAAUAUAUUAUUUAAAAUAAAACUAUAAUGGUGAGAAGGGUUGUGUUGUACAAAUUGUACGUAAUGUUAAUUCGUUGGGUAUGGAGUUAUAGAUUUAGGUUGUUAAUACGGUAAUAUUAUUUUCGGUAAGGAUAGUCUAAAUAUUUCAAAAAAAAGAAAUAAAAAUAAUAAAUCUAAUAAAUGUAACACUAUUAUUAUUCACGAGUGAACAA